Messenger RNA from Lycium ferocissimum, 699 nucleotides. RefSeq lists its product as uncharacterized. The record is from RefSeq and is a predicted model, not a curated record. Bases 193 to 549 code for a protein of 118 amino acids. Gene Ontology annotation, cellular component: endomembrane system. The transcript has 3 exons. Lineage: Eukaryota; Viridiplantae; Streptophyta; Magnoliopsida; Solanales; Solanaceae.
UUUAGCCUGUAAAACGAAAAAUACAAAAGAAAAUAGAAUAAAGAACAAAAGAGAAAUUGGAGUAUCGGGUCAAAAUUGGUUCUCGGGUCACCCUUAAUCGAAGAAUUUGUGAUUUUUCUGCCUUAUUCAGAAUGAUCUUCUGACAAAAUUUUCAGACAGCUAUUCCAAUUCAAAGACUGGGAAUUCUGGCGUAUGGCUUCUAGGCGGAAUAUUAAUUACAGUCGUCUUGCUGUUGAUGAAGAUGAUGACUAUUAUGGAAAUUCUGGCAAGCGAGCUGACCCUAGAUUUGAUUAUUCACCUAAAUCGUUAGAUAGAAUUCCCUGGAAAUCCAUUGCCCUUGCUCUAUUUCUGCUUUUUCUGGGAUGUCUGCUUCUCUUGUUAUCAUAUUUUAUCUUAUCUGGUCAUAUGGGAGGAGAGCGUUCCCAAGCAUAUGGUCUCCUUGGACUUGGAAUCCUCACUUUUCUCCCUGGUUUUUAUGAGACUCGGAUUGCGUAUUACUCUUGGAGAGGUGCUCAAGGUUAUCGAUUUACUGCAAUCCCUGACUAUUGACGUCUUCAUAUUUCAUGUAAACUCUGAAUAGAGUUACUAGUUUCUAUAAUGAGUUUUGUGAUAGAUUCUAGCACUCAUUUUGUUCUUUACAUUUCAAAUAACUUCUGAAUAUAGUUACUGGUUUUCGUAACGAGUUUACGGCAUUUCUUU